GUUUUGUACUUUACAUGCGAAUACAGAUUUAAUGCAUCUUAGUGUCGCAUGGACUUCGUGCGAAAUGCUAUCCAAUUCAGACAUAAACAGAUAGCUGUUAUUUAGUUAUUUUUUCGUCGUAAGUCAGGAUUUUUCCUUAACCUUGAAUGAGCCUGCGUCUACCUAAGGCUGAGCUUACAUUCCGUUCAAUUUGUGAUACCGAGUCCUAUACUCUACAUAUACUCUAAGUCUCAAUGUGCCUUAAACAAUCUUUGCCUUCAUCGCACACUUCUUAAGCCUUUUGACUAGGUACCUUAAAAAUACCCAGAAGUUAGUUAUUCACUUCUUCAGCUUAGUUAGCAUAUGAUGCCUGCGGUUUGGGCGUUGAAUUUCACAUCGCAUUGAGCUUUUUUGAAGAGAAAUAUUGUACUUGGUGGUUUCUUCGACGCCCUUUCGGUCGUUGUAUCAACGAUAAUAAGGAAUAGAAAUUCCGAAGUUUUGCUGUCGUGAAACACGUCUUCUUAUUGAGCAUCUACUUGAAUAUCCGUCAUGACCGUUAACACAGAAGAAGACGAAACUAAGUCCGAAGGUGGCAAUGAGAACAGUUCGUCGUCGUCAAAGCUGCCUUCGUCCGUUGAGCCGCACGCCAUUGCGUCGUCAGACACCAGAGAGGAUUCACCGAGGAGCCGAAAAUCCCGACAUGAUAACGACAGCCGCAAGAGCUCCACGUCUUCUGGUUCUCAGGACGAACUUUCAAACUCAGUUGUUCCACUUGAGUUCUCGUCGCCUGUCGUCUCAGCUAUAGAUACGCCUGAGAUAGAUACGUUAUCUGCUGCUGGCACAACUGAUACGCCCGUUGAUGCUACAACUCUAACGCAUUCAGUCAAGCCUAACUCUGAUUCAAUUACACAAAAAAUUAGCCCGAAAUGUGAUGUUAGUAAUGAAGCCAGAAUAAUUUCUGAUGCUGUUUUAGCCUCAGAAAAUCCCGUUUCGAACUCUCCUGCCACUCAAGAUGCAGGCGGGAAGUCAGACACCAUAGCAGUUCCCAUCGCGAAUUCAUUGAGUUUGAACAACCAUCCGAAACCCGAAGAUGUGGUCAGGAACCGUAGCUCUAACUCCACGCCGGCCGCUCUGUCGGCAGAGACUGACGGACUGGAAGACACCAUGAAACCCAAGAGGAUUUUCCAGCGUCCUCCUGAAGGGGAGUACGUAACGGCUGGGGAAGAGGAGAUGGACGAGACUCCUGCACCUCCUGACCAAGUACUGCCUCUCGAUGGCGGCUGGGGGUGGAUGGUGGUCCUAGGGUCAUUCAUGAUACACGUCUUUGCGGACGGCUUCACCUACACGCUGGGCAUCUUCUACGUGUACCUGCUGAGCUACUACUCUGCCACCAAGGCCUCCGCCGCAUGGAUCGUCUCCAUACUCGUGGGCGUCACCAUGGGUUCAGGCCCAAUCUCCGGUGCUCUGGUGAACAAGUUCGGAUGCCGCGUCGUGACCAUCAUGGGAGCUGUCCUUGCCAGCAUCAUGCUAUUUGUGUCUAUCUUUGCUACCAACAUCUAUACGCUCUACUUCACCAUCGGCAUCGGUGCGGGUCUUGGCUUCGGUCUCAUCUACCUGCCGGCCAUCGUGUGCGUGACGCAAUACUUCGAGAAGAAAAGAUCCUUCGCCACCGGCAUCGCCGUCUGUGGCUCCGGCCUCGGCACCUUCGUCUUCUCGCCCCUCGUCGAGUACUUGAUCGUGACGUACAACUGGAAGGGUGCAUUGGUCAUCAUCUCGGGGCUAAUGCUGAACUGCAUCGUAUUCGGUGCCUUCUUCCGGCCACUAGAAGACAACUACCCGCGACGCAGACCUGUGCCGGCGCCCAGUGCCCCCGACGCCACCUCGCGCCCCCUCCUGCCCAAGCUGCAGGUAUCGCAGACGCUCGAAGCCCUACCGGAGUCACCAAGUAACGUCAGCUUAGCGCAAAAAAUCUUAGGCUUCCGACGACGAAAUUCGAAGCUUCUUCGUCCCUUCUCCGUACCCAACGACGAGGCCGACAUGAUGCGUAUCAAGUCCCACGGCUGCCUCAACCCUACCAUCCAGUCCCUGAGGCAGUCCGAGGCGCUCAGGAUGACCGUGUCUCAGCCCUUGUUUGCUGAGGUGGAAGCUGGGGACCGCAUCCCAGACCGGAGUGCCGCCAGCAGGCCACUCAGCGCCCAGUCCCACAUCCUCGACAGGAAGGAUAUCUUCUACAGAGGCUCCUUGUAUAACAUUCCCGAGUACAAGCAAGACCCGCAGUGCUACCGCGAGUCUGUGGUGCGACACCACGACGUGGAAUGCGUCGUUCAGAAGCAGCAGCGCAAGGCAUGCGGGUGCGUGCCGUGCUCGGAGGAGGCUUGUUCAGCGCUGUCGGACCUCACGGACCUGGGGCUGCUGGCUGACCCUGUCUUCCUGCUCUUCGCUGCCUCAAACUUCCUCACCUCCAUAGGCUUCUAUGCGCCCUACAUCUUCAUUGUGGAUCGGGCGCUGGAAAUCGGGAUCGUGGCUGAGAAGACAGCGACGCUGCUGGCAGUGGUGGGCAUCUCGAACACCGUCAGCAGGGUCGUGCUGGGCUAUGUUGCAGACAGGCCCUGGGUGAACAGACUCUACGUCUACAACUCCGCCCUCACCAUCUGCGGUCUAGCGACGUGCUUGAGCAUCUGGAUGAACAGCUUCGGGGGGCAGUGCUUCUACGCCGUCAUGUUCGGCGGCACGUCGGGCGCCUACGUCGGCCUCACGUCCGUCGUCCUCGUUGACCUCCUCGGCAUGGAGAAGUUAACGAACGCCUUCGGUCUCGUCCUCAUGUUCCAGGGCAUCGCGGCCGUCGUGGGCCCGCCCAUGUGCGGGUCGCUCUUCGACCUCUCCCAGAACUACAACAACACGUUCCUGCUGGCGGGUGCCAUGAUUGCCGCGUCUGGCGUGAUGCUCUUCUUCACACCGUGCGUACAGCGCUUCAAGCAGCGUCGCCAACGAGCGCCUGCCGACCACGACUGCACCUGCGACCUCCCUGCACAUAGCGUGUAGAGGGCGCUGCUACGGUGUUUAAGGCUCAGCGCUCGGUGCAUGACGGCAUGUUUUCGUUCGCCUCUGUGAGGUGGCAUUGCUGCAAGUUUGAUCCUCCGUCUGGUCGUUCUCUACGCCCUCUGCAUCUGAAGGCCUAGCAACGUGUGGAGUCUUGUGGGAUGAACGGCUGCAAGCUGACGCUGGUAACUUAAUGACUCGUUUGACCGAAGUUAAUUCAGAGUCAAAAAUGCUUUACGAUUUCGGCUUCACACUUAAUAUUAUACUAGUACGAACUGUUCGAGCCCUUUGUAUUGAGGUGUCGAAGAUGGGGUGAGGGAUUUCUAAAUAGAGAAUCACGCUUCAAGCCUAUGAGUACUGGUUCCACGUUCAACCUUGAAUGUGUAUUGAGUCCGUAGUUCGUUAAGUGUCAUUUGUUAAAGUUUAGUCAUACUUCAUAAGUUGAUUUUUAUUGUACAUAGAGCACGUAAACCAAAAGCGGCACUUGCAAACGGUUUAUAGAGCUUAUACGAUGGCUUCAGCAAGUUCUGAGUACGCGAGUGUCCAAGUGUCGUAUAAAUUCGAGUAUUGGCAAUACUAUAUGUACAUGGUAUCAAGUGACGGGCGAAGUACAGCAUGCUAUAACAAAAAGGACAUGUUCGUCGAUGUCAACCAUGAUGUUUUUCAGGCUUGGAAUGGAGAUUUAUGUUCGAAUUUAUCAAGAACUAUGAAAAGCUGUUUGUUUCAGUGAAGUGCGAACCUUAUUGCGCUGUAUUCAGUCACUGAUACCCUGCGCAAUGAACGUUGAACUGCAUUCAAACUGAAAGCAAGCACCGUGCGUACUGCAUGUUUUACGCACGCAUCGUGCGCGCUGGAUGCGCUAAACGUUGCAGACAUAUUACAUAUUAUUUUACCAGCACAAGUUCCUUUAUGGUAUCCAGCAUUUAUUUAAGCUAAAUGCAAUCUAAGUAACGAAUUUAUCCUUGCGAAUAGUAUGAACACAGACGAAACUGAAUGCCUAGUUUGUAUAUGCCAAUAAAUAUUCGGCGACAUAGGUAUAGAGGUGAUCGUCGCGUGCCAAAAACUUGUUUAUAGCAAACGGCGUUAAUAACCUUAUAUUGACUAAAUAAUUACCUACGGAUUCUAUUUGAAUACAACUCUACUGAUUUAAGGACAUGAAAUAUCGUUUUUUACUUGUGCUCAGGGUAGUGGAAAUCAUAAUGAUGAUGUUCAAGAAGGCAUCCAUUAUUUACUCCCGUUUAUAAACUUAAUUCGUA
Molecule: messenger RNA, 4274 nt
Organism: Hyalella azteca
Lineage: Eukaryota; Metazoa; Arthropoda; Malacostraca; Amphipoda; Hyalellidae
Gene: Mct1
Exons: 14
Coding region: 529-3021 (830 amino acids)
Biological process (GO): monocarboxylic acid transport; transmembrane transport
Molecular function (GO): monocarboxylic acid transmembrane transporter activity
Source: RefSeq, a predicted model, not a curated record